CUUCGUUUGAGGGGGCACAACCCGAAUGAAACUCUUGUAUAUGACCCUCGUUACGAGCCUUAUUUAAGAAGCAUGGAUCUUCUUCAAUUUGUGCUCAACUUUAAAGGCACACCACCAUGGUUGAACGCCAUGGCCCUAACAACACUUACAGAUCGUUGGAGGCUGGAGACGCACUCUUUUCACCUUCCUCUUGGUGAGAUGAGCAUAACCUUGGAGGAUAUUGCUAUGAUCACGGGGCUUCUUAUCGAGGGCAGGGCUCUUACAGGGAAGGUUAGGGCCGCCGGGUGGCGACAACGGGUUGCAGCAUUGGUUGGUGUUGAACCCGAGCCAUGGACUGAUGAAACUAGGAAGGAUCCUAGGCCAUCCGGUGUGUUGUUCUCUUGGAUUCAGAGACAUUUUCACAUAUGCCCAAAGGAUGCUAGUCCGCUUGUUGUGGAGAGGUUCGCGAGAGCUUAUCUCUGGAAUCUUUUGACCCAAGUGGUGUUUCCGGAUGGCAAUGGGGACACAACCUCAUGGAUGUUCUUGGAUCCUCUUCGUGACUGGGAUGUUAAGUGGAGUUGGGGUUCGGCGGCACUAGCCUUCUUGUACCGUCAGUUGGAUGGAGCAUGUAUGAGGAGUAAGCCGACCUCCUAUCUUGGAGGUUUCGUCUGGGCCCUACAAGUUUGGAUGUGGGAGCGUAUCCCUGUUGGCUGGAACUUCAGCCUUGCUCCGGAAGAACCCUGGAAGUACCCGUUUGACGGGGAUGAGGAGCGAUACCCCAGUAUCGCAUACAGAUGGGCUAAUGUCCAAUGGACGAGUAUCGUGGCUAUGGGGCGGUAUAAGGCAUACAUAAGCGAGCUUGACAUGCUAACUUACGAACAGGUAAAUGCUUUAUCAAAUUUGCUGAUUUUUUUUCAUGGAUGGUUGAGUGACUUGUUGUUAUGUAGGUUAAUUGGAGGCCGUACACGGUACUUAGGCAGUUCCCUCUGAGAAACAUGUGCCUUCGUGACCAGCAUCUUUGGCGUGUGCGGUGCCCGAUGAUAUGCUUUUAUGCGGUGGAGUGGCAUCUUCCUCAUCGCGUUUCAAAGCAGUUCGGGGUACAACAACGCACCCCGCCGGAUUACGUCG
Molecule: messenger RNA, 1107 nt
Organism: Hordeum vulgare subsp. vulgare (domesticated barley)
Lineage: Eukaryota; Viridiplantae; Streptophyta; Magnoliopsida; Poales; Poaceae
Product: protein MAIN-LIKE 1-like
Exons: 2
Coding region: 73-969 (298 amino acids)
Biological process (GO): meristem maintenance; meristem development
Source: RefSeq, a predicted model, not a curated record